Coregonus clupeaformis (lake whitefish) is the source of this 2016-nucleotide messenger RNA. RefSeq names its product zinc finger protein DPF3. Gene Ontology annotation, cellular component: nucleus. Bases 36 to 1034 code for a protein of 332 amino acids. Lineage: Eukaryota; Metazoa; Chordata; Actinopteri; Salmoniformes; Salmonidae. The transcript has 10 exons. The record is from RefSeq and is a predicted model, not a curated record.
UGCAAGACGCUGAUAUUGCGUUACAGUAUAGCAAAAUGGCGGCUGUCAUUCAGAACCCACUAAAAGCGUUGGGUGACCAGUUCUACAAGGAUGCCAUUGAGCAGUGCCGCAGCUACAAUGCCCGCCUGUGUGCUGAGCGCAGCGUGCGCCUGCCCUUCCUGGACUCCCAGACCGGCGUGGCACAGAACAACUGCUACAUCUGGAUGGAGCGCCACCACCGCAGCCCUGGGGUGGCUGCAGGUCAGAUGUACACAUACCCCGCCCGCUGCUGGAGGAAGAAGAGACGGCUACACACUUCCAUGGACCCUCGGCUGCGCCUCUGUGGCCUACAGCUAGAUGGAGGACUCACAGGCAAGGAUACGCUUCCCACACAGGGCACCACGCUGGAGGCUCUUCUCAGAGGGGAGGGCCUAGACCAGAGGAACAACUCUAAGGAUGAGGAGAGUCUCCUAGAAAUCCAGAGGGUGUUGGAGGCUGACGCAGCUGAAGGUGCAUACCAUGACGAUGAGGACUAUGAAGUGGACACGCCCAAAAAAAGACACAGAGGAAAAGGCAGAGGUCGGGGUUCAGGCCGCAGGAGGACAGAGAUGGAUGACCAGGACAAGCCAUACAGCUGUAACAUCUGUGGGAAGCGCUACAGGAACCGUACAGGGCUGAGUUACCACUACACCCAUUCCCACCUGGCAGAAGAGAGGGGGUCCGAGUCCUCCCGAUUACCCUCCACACAACGCUCCAACAGACACAAACGUCAGAAGGGCCCAGGUGGGACUGCCAGUACCAAUAACUACUGUAACUUGUGCCAGUGCACCCCAGGCUCCAACAGGGGUAAAUCUGGGGAGAGGGUACCCUGCUCAGUCUGCCGGCGCUCCACUGGCCGCCCAGAAGAGAAGGAGGACAGCAGGCCGUUUGCCGGGGCAGAGGAAAUGUUUGGCACCACCUCAGAGAGCGACACGUCCACAUUUCAUGGCUUUGAGGACGAUGAGCUUGAAGAGCCCUCGUCAAACGGCAAGGGGACGUUCAACCGAUACAGAUAGAGAAGAACUUACUAGGUUUAAAUACUAUUUUUAAUAUGGAUAACCUCUAGCAAAAGUCUGCUGCUUCUUUUUAAAUGUUUUUUGUUGUUGUGGAAAGCACAAGUGAUUAUUUCAGGAGAGAAAUACAAGAAGUGUUAUUUUAUUAUCUACUGAACCUUGUUUAAUAAUUUAUGAACAUGUUUUUUAUAUUAACUUUGAAAGCAACUGACAGCGUUUCUUGACAAGUGACUUGCUCUCCAUGUGAAACGGAAGGAAGAAUCAUUUCUUGGAUUUUUUCCCCCCGGAACAGAAUAGGCAAUUAUGUUAUGAACAAACACUGGAAUGUGGAUAUAAUUGUAUUGCUCUUUUUGGGAUGAUUUGCCAGAGAAAAUGAAAUUCAAUAAUUUAUCUGAAAUUAAACAACUUAAAUGAUAAACUUGAGUUUGGAUGAGGAAUGAAUGUCAACACCAACCCAUCCCUCGGCUUGUUGAUGUCACUGGACUCACCAGGCAGUUUGGAAAGAGGAGCCUUUAGAUGACACCUCCACUGCUUCAUUCUCUGGAUUAUAAUAAUGUAAAAAUGAAGGAGGGAAGUGAAGGAUUGACGUGUGUGGAUGAAGCGGAGGGCUGGGAAGACAUAUCAGAAGCAGGGCAUGGCUAGCUGAAAGGAGUACCAUGGCAUGAGGAUCCAGAGGGCUGUGCAGCAAGUGAGGGGUGAGGUUCAGGACCCUCAACACUGGGCCUCAACACACCCCUCUACUGGACCUGAAGAACCUAUCAGGCUGACAGUCAGACACCAAACAGCCAUCCAACAGCUAUCCAGCCAGCCUGCCAGCAACCACAUAACCCCCUGAGACGUCAUCACUGUGCCAGCCUGCGACCCAGGUGGGAAACCAGCUCUGACGGCCAUGAUGACCCAGUGACCUGACUGAACACAUUUACAUUUUAGCCAUUUAGCAGACGCUCUUAUCCAGAGCGACUUACAGUUAGUGAUUACAUAUAUU